GCAGCUCAAGCAACCUGAAUGCGUAGCAAAUUAUAAAGAGCGUGUCGAAGUUGGAAACAGUAAUUAUGUGCUUUACAGGCUGCUAUAAACACAGAGAAUUGCGUUUAGUUUAAAUAGCUUGCAGUUUUGUCGGUUUAGCAACACCUCCAGCUAACAAUUAAACACAGAAGGUGGUGGUAAAGUUCCUUAUUUUUGGCAUUUUUGACUGACCAAUCACUGAAAGGUGAAAGUCAGCUCAACCAAUGGUAACAACGGAAAAGCUGAACCCGGAAGUUCUUUCUUUUGAGCUGCAAUGGAAAAGAAACACUUUCUGCUCUCUCUCCACCACUUCAUCAAGAAGCAAAGCUGUCAUGGCCAAGUGGCUGAAAGACUACCUGAGCUUUGGCAGCAGGAAGGUGCCUCCUCAACCACCCACACCAGACUACACAGAGAGCGAAAUCCUUAAAGCGUACCGCCUCCAGAGAGACCUGGACUUCGAAGAUCCAUAUGAGGAUUCUGAAAACAGAUCCAGAGGUGAAUCUGGGACUUCUGACCCUGCUACUCCUGUGUAUGGCUCUCCCAUGAAGACAUCCACUGUGGACAUGAAAUCCCCAAAACACAGACUGAUCAAAGUGGAUUCACAGGAGCUGGGGCGCACAAAGAUCCUCCUCAGUGCCAUCUCUUUAGAGGACCAGCAAGAGCCUGUGGUGCCGUCAGCCCCCCUUGCAGGAGACACGGAUUAUUCAGACCCAUUCGACGCUCGCUUGGACCACAGGCCAGAACUAGAUCAUGGACCUGCUCCCUGUGAGAACAAUGGCUACAUGGAACCGUACGAGGCCCAGAGGGUCAUAACAGAGCUGCAGCGGGGACCAGGAGGAAGCCGAGCGCGGGGCGGAGUGCAGCUGUAUGACACCCCGUAUGAAGAUGAGCGAGGCCAGCGUCUGGGUUUUAUGUAUGGGGAAGCUCAUGAGGAGGGCAAAGAGAGCAGCAGGUUGCCACAGGAUGAUGAGCGACCGGCUGAUGAGUACGACCAACCAUGGGAAUGGAAGAAAGAGAAUAUUUCCAAAGCUUUUGCAGCGCAGUUUGACGGUGCUGAAUGGGACCGCUCUUCAUCGCCCACAGAGAGGCUGCGUCCUCCUGGGCCUAGGUCCAGCCCGCUGGCAGGAGGAGGGAUAAAGUUUCGAAUGCCACAGGAGGGACUGUCCAUGGUGGGGGAGAGAGUGGACCCGACUCUGCCUUUGGAGAAGCAGGUAUGGUACCAUGGUUCAAUAUCCCGUUCAGAGGCAGAGUCGCUGCUAACCUUGUGUAAAGAGUGCAGUUACCUGGUGAGGAACAGUCAGACCAACCGCUCUGACUACUCUUUGUCUCUCCGGAGCUGCCAGGGUUUCAUGCACAUGAAGUUCACACAGUGCAAAGAUGGAAAGUACGUGCUCGGACAGAACAGCCCUCCGUUUGACACAAUCCCUGAGGUCAUCCACUUCUACACUACACACAAACUCCCAAUCCGAGGAGCCGAGCACCUGUCUCUGCUGUUUCCUGUGCUCGUGCAGACACUCUGACUGACCCUGACCCUCUAUCUUGAGCACCAGGACUUUAUUGUGGGACACUUGAAUGUUUUUUGAGCUCUCCUCAGCAGCUUCAUCUCUUCUAGUUGGACUUCUUGUGAUGAUUCAACACACCUGGAGCCUAAUGCCCUCAGCCACCACUGCUGUUGUACCUGUGCCAAAAAGUCUCUAACAUCCAGGGGAUUGAUUCUCAUAAAUGCAAUACCUGAACUUUAGGCUACCCCUCUCCCAUCUCCUUGCUGAGCAAAUAUGGGGACUUCAGGACAUUUUAAAUUCUCCUUUUUUUACAUUUCUUUCACAGCUGACUGAAAUGCAGAGGGAGCUGUAGCUGGGAGAGAGAGUGUAAAUUGUGAAUGUACCGAUGCCCAAGUUUACAGAAGACCUGCAGAAGAUUGAGAUUUAAUCACUGCUGUUUCCACAAAGACGCCUCACUCACACUCUGUAAAAUAUUGCUGUUGUUAGGUGAAAACCUUGCUAGUCAUGUUUCGCUGCAUUUUCAUGUUUAUUACAGAACUGGUAAAUUGAAUUGCUGUGUAUAAGAUGAACACUUUACAGUGUCAAACCUUUUUGGGAAAAAAAUCUAAAUUUCAAUAUUAAAAAUGAUGCUAUUUUUAAAUAUAAAAGGUUUUUACCGACAGCAGUUAUAUUUCAGGUGCUUUUCUACUCAAAGCCACAGCUGUUCAUUUUCAUACAUCACAUAUCCAUCAUCCAUCUGUUUUUGCUCCAUCAUACUGCUGCUCAUUGACACCAUUGAUGGUAUAGAAAGCUGGACAGUUUGUCUCCACCUUACUUGAGUGAAGCCAAAAUGAAAAACAUGCAUUCAAAACAUGUAAAAACACAACACAAACACUGUUCAUGUCAGCACAGCACACAGCAGAAAAGAAUCUUGUGUUAGUCUGAACAGUUACAUGACUCCUCGUUCAUUAUGUUUCCUCAGGCCAUUCUUCCUCUACUCUGCUAGUCUGAUACACACAGAGCACUGUGGGGGCCACAUCUAUGAAAAUGAAUCCAAAAAAGUUAGCACUUCAUUCUCGUUGUAAUGAUUAUCUUACUUUAGAGACAGAAACUAUGUUUGAGGAAGGGUCAUUUGAGUUUUUUUGAUUUAACAACAAUAAUAAUAUAUUGAGGGGAUGGACCCUGUGAUUGAUAGACAAAUCUUUGUGGGUGCUUAAUAGCAAAACCCCCCAAAAGUGAUCAGUGUUUCUUGUAAAGUCUUAUACUUUUUAUUGAAGCAAGUAUUAGACAGCAGUGUUUGGAAACAGAAACAUCUAGGCCCAACGCUUACAUCAACCUUUUUGAAAGGUCUGAUCAAAUGAGGAUUGAAAUUUCGUUUUGAGUUCUAACAAGGCCGAACUUUAGCUUGACUGAAACUGCAACGGCUCAGUUUAGACAGGUUCAACCAAAACCAGCAACACUUGAAAACAUUCUUGUUGCAUCUUUGGCCUGAACUUAAGACACAAUUUACAUGUGUCUAAUAUCUAUAUUCAGAAAUACAUGUGAACAGCACUGUGCAGAACUUUUAGGCAUGUUUCAACCUAAAAUUAAGGUAAGGCCUAUAAUAAUGAGUAAUCUUGCCUGAGGGCAUCAUAGGGCAGAAAGUAGGAUUGACACAACCCAGAUCAUGCUCUGGAUGUCCUUGCAAUAUCACCAUGGGCAUGGGAAAAUAAUAUAAGCCCACACCUUUAGGGUGGAGUAAGACAGGGAUGUGGCAAGUAAGCACAGCCUAGGGUACUGUCCAGCGGGUAGUAGGACUGCCCCGAGCCCUGGUCAUGCUGUGAACAUCCCAAGGGCACCUAAACCACCGGAGGGCCCUCAGCCCAUCACUAGGGGUGAAAAAGCCCAAGAGAAAUGCAGUUGAGCUUGACCGUGACUGCCCUCAAGCCCCUGGUUGUGGCACAUGGGGUCUAGUGAUAAAUCCUUAGCACCCUACAUGCCUAAAACUUAUGCACAUGACUGUAUUUGAGAUAAAGUUCUGCUUAAUAUAAUAGUAUUCUACUUGAUAGUUAGCUCAAAAAUGUAACUGCUGUAUUUAACCAUCACAAACUUGAAGCAAUGGCAAAUACUUGUUUUUAAAUAUUUACUUGAUUACACACAGUAGAGGACAGGUGCUACAUUUAAGAUUUUAUGAAUCAUCUUGAUAUGAAUGAUAAAAUACCAUCUACAGAUCACUCAUGGAGACCAAAAUAAUACGUUGACUGAUCCUCUUAUAAAGAAUAUCUCAGUCGUCCUCGUGGUCUUUGAAUCUGUGUAGAGAGUUGCUCUCAUUUGGGGGAGUGUAAUGAAGUUGAGGCUUGUGCACUGUGCAUUUUUCAUUUUCUCCAAAGUUAAUGAAUGUUAAAGCAGCUGAAACCUCCACUAUGUUCUUCCCCAUACUCUUUACAUUGUUGUCAAAAAUAAAAUUAUACAGAAACUUAAGUUAAAAGAAAAAUCACUUCUUCAGUCAGCUCUUAUUCAAAGAUGUUUAUUGGUCUGUACUGCAGUCAGCUAAUAAGGGCAGCUACAAAUAUUUGAAAGUCCAUCUUUCUAUAUGAUAUUCACGUCUUUAUUACUUGUUGAUUGUUCAUGGUAAACAACCAGAAAGCUGUAUUGUAUUGGUACUUGUGUUAACUUUUCUGGCCUGUGUCUCUUGUUGGUUGUUCAUUGUGCUGGUAGACAUUGCUUUAUUUGUUUAAAGCAAACUGUCACUGCUGUCAUUGUCUUUCCUGAGCUGUGGAUUACAUCUGGAGUAAAGAAAUGUAAUCAGAAAACACUGAACACUCAAAGAAAAAACUUGACAAGUGUUGGACAGCUGUCACACUUUCUACUUACUUUGGUCAAAUCAACCGAUGCUUGAUGGUGAGGACAUUUUGAGUUUUAUAUAAGCCAUCUGGGGUGGUUUUUCAUGUCUACUGCCAAAACUGAUACCAGUUUAGAGCCAAAUACACUUAAAACCUUCACAAAUGACAAAUUGGAUAACCAUAAUUAUUUAAGUCAUUAUUUCUUAAUGAGUCUUUAUUUAAGGCUUGUAUUGAUUGUUACAUGUUGGAUAUUUUUGUCACUAGUAAAGGAUG
This is a messenger RNA of Cheilinus undulatus (humphead wrasse), 4594 nucleotides long. It is a transcript of the gene shdb, whose product is annotated as Src homology 2 domain containing transforming protein D, b. The coding region runs from base 243 to 1538 and encodes 431 amino acids. NCBI's taxonomy places the organism in Eukaryota, Metazoa, Chordata, Actinopteri, Labriformes, Labridae. The record is from RefSeq and is a predicted model, not a curated record. The transcript has 7 exons. Gene Ontology annotation, molecular function: phosphotyrosine residue binding.